UUUCUUUUUCACAUUUUCUUCAAUUCUUCCAAAAAAUGGAGUUCUAACUACAGAUUUUAUUCGCUGCACUUUCAUUCCCUUUUUCUUUUCUCUCUCUCCCUUCCAUUUUCUCAUUCUUCAUCUUCUUUGCACUUUCCGUUUUUUGUUACCCAACCACGCGCAGUCGUUCCCAUAUUGUUUUUCUUCAUCGUCGUUUCCCUAGUAAUAUGUGGAUGUUGCAGUUGACCAGAUUAGUUAAAGGAAUCUGAAGCCAUUUUGCAGUUGAGGGAGGUUUUGACAAGUGAAUAAGAACUUGGGGAGCACGGAAGAGGAGAUGAAAGAGGAGUCAACUGGGUUGGCUAUUGGAAUUUCGAUAGGAGUUGUGAUUGGAGUUCUUUUGGCCAUUCUUGCUCUAUUCUGCUUUAGAUAUCAUAGGAAGCGGUUGCAGAUUGGUAAUAGCAGUUCGAGGAGGGCAGCUAAUCUUCCUAUUCGAACAAAUGGAGCUGAUUCCUGUACUAUUUUAUCAGACUCAACAGUCGGUCCCGAAUCACCGAUGAAGACCAGCCGGAAUAGCAUGUCCUCGUGGUUUGAUGGAUUUAAGAGAAGCAGUGUGAUCUCGGCAUCUGGGAUGCCUGAAUAUUCUAUCAAGGAUCUGCAAAAAGCAACUGGCAAUUUUACAAGUGUAAUAGGACAAGGAGCAUUUGGUCCUGUUUAUAAAGCUACUUUGCCAUCCGGUGAGACUGUUGCUGUGAAAGUACUUGCAACCAAUUCUAAACAAGGAGAGAAGGAAUUUCAGACAGAGGUGAUGUUAUUGGGAAGACUGCAUCAUAGAAACCUUGUGAAUUUGGUUGGAUACUGUGCUGAAAGAGGCGAACAUAUGCUUGUGUAUGUCUACAUGAGUAAAGGCAGCCUAGCUUCUCACUUGUACAGUGAUAAGAAUGGACUACUGGGUUGGAAUAUGAGAGUUCGUGUAGCUUUAGAUGUAGCAAGGGGUUUGGAGUAUCUCCAUGAUGGGGCAGUUCCUCCAGUAAUUCACCGGGAUAUCAAAUCAGCCAACAUUUUGUUGGAUGAGUCUAUGAGAGCAAGGGUUGCUGAUUUUGGGCUUUCAAGAGAAGAGAUGGUAGACAGUCGAGCAGCUAACAUUAGAGGAACUUUUGGAUAUCUUGAUCCCGAGUAUAUGUCUUCAAGGGCUUUUAAUAAGAAAAGCGAUGUUUAUAGCUUCGGCGUAUUACUUUUCGAGAUUGUAGCUGGCAGAAAUCCUCAGCAGGGCCUUAUGGAAUAUGUUGAGCUUGCUGCUAUGAAUUUUGAUGGAAAAGUUGGGUGGGAAGAACUUGCUGAUUCCCGUCUUGAAGGAAAUUUCGAUGUUCAAGAGCUGAACGAAGUUGCAGCUCUUGCAUACAAAUGUGUUAACCGUGUCCAAAAAAAACGACCUUCAAUGAGAGACAGUGUACAAGUUUUGUCCAGAAUCCUUAAACAAAGGCACAGCAAAAAACGUAACCAAAAUACAUUGUCGACUACAACGGAUGAAGUUGCCGUUGAUGUUGAUCAACUAGAAGGCAGGAGUCCACGUCCUGAACACAGAAGACAACAGUCCGCAGAUAGUACAACUGAAUCAUGUGAAGUUUAGAAAAAUGGUUUUUUUGUCCCUCUCCUAGUUCAUUUUUUUUUAAUUUUUUUAAUUUCUUCUUAUUUUAACUGCUUUUCUCAACAUACCAAGAAACAAAAAUUGACAGGAGAAGUUAACAAGAAUGUGAACUAAAACUUCUACCUAAGUUUCUUAUGAGAGUGACUUACACCCACCCCAACAAAUUUCAUGUAACAUAGUUGACCUUUUCUGUUCAUUUUUUUUUUUUUUUUU
Cucumis sativus (cucumber) is the source of this 1837-nucleotide messenger RNA. RefSeq names its product calcium/calmodulin-regulated receptor-like kinase 1. Bases 314 to 1606 code for a protein of 430 amino acids. Gene Ontology annotation, biological process: protein phosphorylation. Lineage: Eukaryota; Viridiplantae; Streptophyta; Magnoliopsida; Cucurbitales; Cucurbitaceae. The record is from RefSeq and is a predicted model, not a curated record. The transcript is spliced from 8 exons. Gene Ontology annotation, molecular function: protein kinase activity; ATP binding.